Molecule: messenger RNA, 498 nt
Organism: Monoraphidium neglectum
Lineage: Eukaryota; Viridiplantae; Chlorophyta; Chlorophyceae; Sphaeropleales; Selenastraceae
Product: Protein TOC75
Exons: 4
Coding region: 1-498 (165 amino acids)
Cellular component (GO): chloroplast outer membrane
Source: RefSeq, a predicted model, not a curated record
AUGGAUAACGUCCAGUUCGUCAACGGGAACCAGCUAGGCCGCAGGCUUCUGCUGCAGGUCGACCAGGGCCUGAACCUGAAGCUUCCCCUGCCAGGCGGCCGCGCCCUCGGCUUCGGCGGCGGCCUCUACAACCGCGUCACCGCCGCCUUCACCAAGUUCGUGCAGCUUCCCGGCCUGGGGCCGCUGACUGAUGAUGAUGUCUGGCUCAGGCGCAAGGCGCCCAACACGCUCGUGCUGCACGCGCGCGCCGGCAACUGCAUAGGCGACAUGGCGUCCCGGAAGCUGCCGGGCACCGUCUACGCAUUCGCGGAGUAUGGCACCGACCUGGGCAGCGGCCGCUCCCUCCAGGGCAGCCCCACAGAGUACUACCGCAAGGCCGGCCGCGGCGCCAGCUACGGCGUGGGGCUCAAGGCGCUCGGCGCGUGCCGCUUCGAGUACGCGCGCGACUGCAACGCGGGGACGGGCAACUGGUUCGUCCACUGGGGGGAGCGGUUCUGA